GGCGAGCGGAGGCGACCGCCCCGGCGCGCGCAGCAGCAGCGGGUCAGACGGCGGCCAAUAGUCGGGGCUCGGCCCGCCCAGUCGCCUCCCACGGGAGCCUAUAAGUCGUCCGCGGCGCCGGCACCCGCGCUCCGCCGACCGCCUCACUCGGGCCCCUCCGCGCCGCUCGCACCUCGCGCGUUCGCGCCUCCCGCCCUCGCCAGUCCCGCGCGGACCGGCCGCGGUGCUCUCGCGAGAAGUGCGCCUCUGCGCCGCUGCGGGGCGGCGGGCUGACCGCGGGCGCCGGCCCUCGACGUGCGGAGGAUGAGGUGGUGCGCGGCGAUGCCUCGUCUGCUGCUGCUGGCGCUGGCCCUGCACCGCUGGAAUCCCUGCCUGGGAGCAGAGUCGGAGAGACCUUCGGGCAUCCCCACAGAUAAAUUAUUAGUCAUAACUGUAGCAACAAAAGAAAAUGAUGGAUUCCAUCGAUUUAUGCAGUCUGCCAAAUAUUUCAAUUAUACUGUGAAGGUUCUUGGUCAAGGAGAAGAGUGGAGAGGUGGUGAUGGAAUUAAUAGCAUUGGAGGGGGCCAAAAAGUGAGAUUAAUGAAAGAAGUCAUGGAACAUUACGCCAAUCAGGAUGAUUUGGUUAUCUUGUUUACUGAAUGUUUUGAUGUCAUAUUUGCUGGUGGUCCAGAAGAAACCCUAAAAAAGUUCCAGAAGACAAACCACAAAGUGGUGUUUGCAGGAGACGGACUUCUGUGGCCGGACAAAAGAUUAGCAGACAAGUAUCCCAUGGUGCAUAUUGGGAAACGCUACCUGAAUUCAGGAGGAUUUAUUGGUUAUGCUCCAUACAUCAAUCGUAUAGUUCAACAAUGGAAUCUCCAGGAUAAUGAUGAUGAUCAGCUCUUUUACACUAAAAUUUAUAUUGAUCCAGUGAAAAGGGAAGCUAUUAACAUCACAUUGGAUCACAAAUGCAAAAUUUUCCAGAUCUUAAAUGGAGCCAUAGAUGAAGUUGUUUUAAAAUUUGAAAAUGGCAAAGCAAGAGUUAAGAAUACAUUUUAUGAAACAUUACCAGUGGCAAUUAAUGGAAAUGGACCCACCAAGAUUCUCUUGAAUUAUUUUGGAAACUAUAUACCUAAUUCGUGGACCCAGGAUAAGGGCUGUACUCUUUGUGAAUCUGAUACAAUUGACCUGUCUGCAGUAGAUGUCCAUCCAAAUGUAACAAUAGGUGUUUUUAUCGAGCAACCAACCCCAUUUCUACCUCGGUUUCUGGAUCUACUGUUGACACUGGAUUAUCCAAAAGAAGCACUUAAACUUUUUAUUCAUAAUAAAGAAGUUUAUCAUGAAAAGGACAUCAAAGUGUUUUUUGAUAAAGCUAAACAUGAAAUCAGUACUAUAAAAAUAGUUGGACCAGAAGAAAAUCUAAGUCAAGCGGAGGCCAGGAACAUGGGAAUGGAUUUUUGUCGUCAGGAUGAGAAAUGUGAUUAUUACUUUAGUGUGGAUGCAGAUGUUGUUUUGACAAAUCCAAGGACUUUAAAACUUUUGAUUGAACAAAACAGAAAGAUCAUCGCUCCACUUGUAACUCGUCAUGGAAAACUAUGGUCUAACUUCUGGGGAGCAUUGAGUCCUGAUGGUUACUAUGCCCGAUCUGAAGAUUAUGUGGAUAUUGUUCAAGGGAACAGAAUAGGAGUAUGGAAUGUACCAUAUAUGGCUAAUGCGUACUUAAUUAAAGGAAAGACACUGCGAUCAGAGAUGAAUGAGAGAAACUAUUUUGUUCGCGAUAAACUGGAUCCUGAUAUGGCUCUUUGCCGAAAUGCUAGAGAAAUGACUUUACAAAGGGAAAAAGACUCCCCUACUCCGGAAACAUUCCAAAUGCUCAGCCCCCCAAAGGGUGUAUUUAUGUACAUUUCUAAUAGACAUGAAUUUGGAAGGCUGUUAUCAACUGCUAAUUACAAUACUUCCCAUUAUAACAAUGACCUCUGGCAGAUUUUUGAAAAUCCUGUGGACUGGAAGGAAAAGUACAUAAACCGUGAUUAUUCAAAGAUUUUCACUGACAGUAUAGUUGAGCAGCCUUGUCCCGAUGUCUUUUGGUUCCCCAUAUUUUCUGAAAAAGCCUGUGAUGAAUUGGUAGAAGAAAUGGAGCAUUAUGGCCAGUGGUCUGGGGGAAAACAUCAUGAUAGCCGUAUAUCUGGUGGUUAUGAAAAUGUCCCAACUGAUGAUAUCCACAUGAAGCAAAUUGGUCUGGAGAAUGUGUGGCUUCAUUUUAUCCGGGAAUUUAUUGCACCGGUUACACUGAAGGUCUUUGCAGGCUAUUACACAAAGGGAUUUGCACUACUAAAUUUUGUAGUGAAAUACUCCCCUGAUAGACAGCGUUCACUCCGCCCUCAUCAUGAUGCUUCUACCUUUACCAUUAACAUUGCCCUUAAUAACGUAGGAGAAGAUUUUCAGGGAGGCGGAUGCAAAUUUCUAAGGUACAAUUGCUCGAUUGAAUCGCCACGAAAAGGCUGGAGCUUCAUGCAUCCUGGGAGGCUCACACAUUUGCAUGAAGGACUUCCCGUUAAAAAUGGAACAAGAUACAUUGCAGUGUCCUUCAUAGAUCCCUAAGUUAUUUACUUUCCAUUGAAUUGGAUUUUCUUUUCAAUGGAUGACUGGCAUGAACAUGUUUCUGAAGUUGUGCUUGAAAAGAUGAGAAGAAUAUUUAAAUAACUUUAACAGAACAACUUCACUUCGGGCCAAACAUUUGAAAACUUUCUAUAAAAAAAUUGAUAUUUCUUAAUAUCUGCUCUGAGCCUUAAAACAUAGGUUGAAGAAGGAAAGAAAGAAAAAGUAAAAGAAAAUAUUUAUUUCUACGCUUUAUUUUCUGUGACAAUGAUGACAAUUUUAUGAAUUUGUUUCAAGUUGAUAAAAUAUUCAGGUACAAAUAUACAUGUGACAAAUAACACUAAUAAUAUUUUCUUAUUUAUGAAAGGCUGGGAAGAAUUUUUUUAUCAACAUGUACAGGAAAUGUAGACAAAAUGAACAUAAAUGAAAAUUACAAGUCUCAGAACCUUGAAAAUCUGAUUCUAACUGAAUUUGUAUGCAAUUGUACAUUUUUGACCACCUAUGCAGGUCUCAUUUACGGUAGUUAUUAAGGGAACAUAAAAUAUUAUACAAUGUUUUCCUGAAGAAAAUUAGGUCAGAACACAACCAGGAGCAUAUCCAGGUGAAAACAUUUGUGUGUAUAGUGUUAGACAGAUUAGUUUACAUCUGUGUUAGCAAUGAAACCCUGUGUUUCUUCGGAUGAGUCUUCCAAAGUGGACUGUGUUAAUUAGCUGUUGGAGUUAGGAAAGCCUUUCCACUUAAAGUAUAUCAGGCAAUGACUUAUUAACAGCAAGUGUCUUUAAGUCAAAACAGGUUUUAUUAUUUUGUUUCCUUUUGAAAAAAAAAAUUAUAGGACAUAGUGGAAAAAAAGAAAAUUUCAUUGAGAUUAGUAGUGCAUUUUAUGAUUUAGGAAAAAACUUUUUAAGCACUUGAAUUUUGUAUCAGGUCUGUAAAAUUGUUGAGCCUUGCUUCUUCCCUUUCUCCUCUUUUUCUUUCCUUAUUCUUUUUUUGAAGAAGGGUUUUUCACUUUUUACUCUUCCUGGAGUCAUCUCCUCUGUAUCCUUUCCAGUUAUCUUUUUUACCUUCCAUCUAGGCUACUUUUUAAAAAUUGCCCCCUCCCCAGUGUGUUCACUUGAUUUUUCACCAUUUCUCUGAGUAAAGUUUAAGUAUCCUUAUUGUAGCUACUGUUUUUAAUUUAAAGGUUAAACUUGAAAAGAAAUUCUUAAUCAUGUUGCCAAAAUUCAUUUUCUAACACCAUGUGUUAGAAUAUUAUGAAAAAUAAAAUAAUUUAAAAUAA
Nycticebus coucang (slow loris) is the source of this 3853-nucleotide messenger RNA. RefSeq names its product procollagen-lysine,2-oxoglutarate 5-dioxygenase 2 (gene PLOD2). Gene Ontology annotation, molecular function: L-ascorbic acid binding; iron ion binding; procollagen-lysine 5-dioxygenase activity. The transcript is spliced from 20 exons. The record is from RefSeq and is a predicted model, not a curated record. Gene Ontology annotation, biological process: peptidyl-lysine hydroxylation. The coding region runs from base 304 to 2580 and encodes 758 amino acids. NCBI's taxonomy places the organism in Eukaryota, Metazoa, Chordata, Mammalia, Primates, Lorisidae. Gene Ontology annotation, cellular component: endoplasmic reticulum.